AUGCAAGACAGCUACCUCGCUGUCCAUUUUGUGGCAAACGGAGGCCCACCAGUCUCUGUGAAAGCCCCACCGAGGCGGAUAUUCGAAGCACCAGAUGUUAUAUUUCCCGUCGCUGAGCGCACAGAACUUGUGAAGGAGAUUUGUGAACGCUUAGAUUGCUUCGCGAUAGUCAGGAUAAAUGGUAUUCCGGCCUCAGGCAAAACCACCCUUAUCAAUCUCACAAUCAAGCAUUUGAUAGAAGAUCCUUGGACAGUCAUCAUGGAUAUCUAUUUAUCGAUGAAGCUCAGGAGUCAUAUGCUGAUAGGGAGCUACGGGCUGGAUUAUUCAAGGCUGUCGGACCAUUUUCGAAGUGUCAGGUUCACAAAAACCCCGAUGGUUUUCGAUCCAGCACAGCAGAUAUCCCCGAUCCCCGAUGAUACUAUGGCACCGGAGUUCAAGCCGGCUGGUCUACUCAUGAGUAAAUACGAGAGUAUGAAACUUGUAGAGGGUUGGAUGAAGCACCGCCUCUCAUCAAUAUCUACUGGAGUUGGAACAGAAGACUUCAAGUAUGGUGUCUGGCAGGUCACU
Molecule: messenger RNA, 567 nt
Organism: Aspergillus nomiae NRRL 13137
Lineage: Eukaryota; Fungi; Ascomycota; Eurotiomycetes; Eurotiales; Aspergillaceae
Exons: 3
Source: RefSeq, a predicted model, not a curated record